This is a messenger RNA of Trifolium pratense (red clover), 1544 nucleotides long. RefSeq names its product probable inactive patatin-like protein 9. The record is from RefSeq and is a predicted model, not a curated record. The transcript has 2 exons. Lineage: Eukaryota; Viridiplantae; Streptophyta; Magnoliopsida; Fabales; Fabaceae. Bases 258 to 1400 code for a protein of 380 amino acids. Gene Ontology annotation, biological process: lipid metabolic process.
CCCAUUCCCAAACGCACCUUUCAGUCUUGUAAUUUUAACUCUCACCAACUCUCUUCAGAGAGAAAAGAGAAUCAAAAGCUACCGUACACAUCUCUUCACUUCACCCAUUUAUUCCUCUCACCACAAAACCGUGACACUCUCUUAUUUACCUUCCACUACUCCUUUUUCUACAUUACUGCAACUGUACAAACAUUCAAAUUCACCAAUUUAACUGAAUCAUCAUUCAUUUCAUAAUUUCAUAUUCUCUCAAUUCAUCAAUGGAUCUCACUCAAGCCACACUUGAGAUCUUCUCCAAACUUGAACACAAAUGGCUUUCUCAUUGCAAAGACACCACCAAAACUCGCAUUCUCAGCAUUGAUGGCGGAGGAACCACCCCCAUUGUAGCCGGUGCUUCAUUAAUCCAUCUCGAGGAUCAGAUCCGUCUCCAGACCUCCGAUCUCCAUGCUCAGGUAUCAGAUUUCUUCGACAUUGUCGCUGGUACCGGCAUUGGCGCUAUUCUUGCUGCAAUGAUAACUGCUGCAGAUUCAUUAGGUAGGCCUCUGUAUACUGCAAGAGAAGCCGUCCGUAUCAUCACUGAGAGAAACUCUGAACUGUACAAGCACAAAUCCGCCGGAGUUUUUCGCCGUCGCCGGAGAUUCUCUUCGAAGAACAUGGAUAACGUGUUGAAGCAAGUGUUCCUUAGAAAAGAGGAUCAAAAGUUGUUGACCUUGAAGGACACGUGUAAACCGUUGCUUAUACCUUGCUUUGACCUCAAGAGUUCGGCUCCAUUCGUUUUUUCACGAGCCGAUGCGUUAGAAUCUCCGAGUUUCAACUUCGAACUCUGGAAAGUGUGCCGCGCCACGUCAGCAACACCGAGCCAUUUUAAGCCGUUUAACUUCACAUCCGUCGACGGAAAAACCUCCUGCUCCGCCGUAGACGGCGGUUUAGUCAUGAACAAUCCAACGGCUGCUGCAGUGACGCAUGUUCUCCAUAACAAGCGCGAUUUUCCAACGGUAAACGGCGUGGAGGAUCUUUUGGUACUUUCAUUGGGAAACGGAUCGUCGAACUCGAAGACAUGCGAGAACCGCACGUGCUCAACGCCGUCGGUGGUUGACAUUGUUCUCGACGGUGUUUCCGAGACUAUUGACCAAAUGCUUGGAAACGCUUUCUGUUGGAAUCGUACGGAUUACGUCAGAAUUCAGGCGUUUGGUUUGGGAAGCGAAGGAGGGACGGAGGAGGAGGAGGUGCUGAAUGAAAGAGGAUUGGAGUCGUUACCGUUUGGCGGGAAGCGGUUAAUGACGGAGACUAACGGAAACAGAAUUGAUAGCUUUGUCCAACGUCUUGUUGCUACCGGAAAACCCAGCCCACCGUUCAGUCCUUGCAAGGAUUCAACCGUUACUUCUCUUGCUAACGGACGCUAGUUUUUGUUUUUUUACUAGCUUUUUUAACUAGCUUUCUUAACGCUGUAAAACUGUAACCAAUGUUUUUUACUACCAUGCAAUGCCAGCUGUUAGAGUUACUAUUAGUACUAGUAGUAUUUUAGCUUGUAGUCAUUAUUUUUUUUU